AUAUAUAAGAGAAACACAAAGCAAACAUAAUUUUUCAUCCAUAAGUGGAAAAUGAGGAACAUUACUAAAAACCAGACCAUGUUACUGCUUGUUGUUACACUUUUAGUGGUGAUUGCGUACCAAGAGGGAGAAGCCAUACAAUGUUCACAGAUAACCAUGUACUUAGCACCAUGUUUGUCUUAUGUAAAAGGUGGAGGAAACCCGCCUCCUCCGUGUUGCGCCGGGCUUAAUAAUCUAAAAGCCUCAGCGCCGGGGAAACCCGAUAAACAAGCAGCUUGUCAAUGCUUGAAGAGUGUAGCUAAUGCUAUAUCCGGAUUCAACGAUGACAAUGCCAAACAACUCCCUGGUAAAUGCGGUGUUAGUGUGGGGGUCCCUUUCUCUAAGAGCGUGGACUGUAACAGCAUAAACUGAAAAGAAGGACUACCAACGGCCAUGCAGCAAUAAUAUAAAGUGUGGAAUUCAACGGCCAUAUCCUGAAAGAGCAAAAAGCAUUAUAACAAAACUGUUUGGAUACUUUAUACAUGUAAUCAUAUAAAUAAACUGUGGAAUUCAUACAUGCUAGACAA
Molecule: messenger RNA, 566 nt
Organism: Raphanus sativus (radish)
Lineage: Eukaryota; Viridiplantae; Streptophyta; Magnoliopsida; Brassicales; Brassicaceae
Product: non-specific lipid-transfer protein 11-like
Exons: 2
Coding region: 52-411 (119 amino acids)
Biological process (GO): lipid transport
Cellular component (GO): membrane
Molecular function (GO): lipid binding
Source: RefSeq, a predicted model, not a curated record